Molecule: messenger RNA, 2135 nt
Organism: Dipodomys spectabilis (banner-tailed kangaroo rat)
Lineage: Eukaryota; Metazoa; Chordata; Mammalia; Rodentia; Heteromyidae
Gene: Ier5
Product: immediate early response 5
Exons: 1
Coding region: 205-1137 (310 amino acids)
Source: RefSeq, a predicted model, not a curated record
GACGUGGGAGGAAGCGGUUGUCCGGAGCCAGGGGGCUGAAGCCGGCUGGCGCGCGCGGCUCGGAGUCGUUUUUCUUCGGAGCGCUGUCGAGGGCGCGCCCCCGGAGCGGACUUGUCUGCGCUCGUCGCUCUCCCUGUCGCCACCGGACCGGAGGCAGGGGUGGGUCCAGUCACCUCGACGCUCGCCCUGGGUAGAGGAGGCAGGAUGGAGUUCAAGCUGGAGGCUCACCGCAUCGUCAGCAUCUCCCUGGGCAAGAUCUACAACUCGCGGGUCCAGCGGGGCGGCAUCAAGCUGCACAAGAACCUUCUGGUCUCGCUGGUGCUGCGCAGCGCACGCCAGGUCUACCUGAGCGACCCCUGCCCUGGCCUCUACCUCGCCGGCCCCGCGGGGACUCCGCUGGCGCCGCCGCCGCAGCCCGGGGAGCCGGCGUCCGGGCCCCCCGCGGGCUGGGGCGAGCCGCCUCCCCCGGCGGCCCACGUCGUCGCCUGGCCGGAGCCCGAGCAGCCGCAGCCGGGGUGCCCCGAGACCUCCCGCGCGCCGCGGGCGGGGAGCGCGGAGGACGCGGCCGAAGCUGCCGGGAGCCGCGAGGAAGCGGCGAGCGUGGCGGCGGCGGCGGCCGGCGGCUUCCCGGCUGCGCCGCCCUCGGAGGGGCCCGGGGCCGCGCGCCGUCCGUGCGGCUGCCCCCCCGCCGGGGAGGACCCGCCGGGCGCGCUGGCCGCGUCCCUCGGAGCUGACUGCCGCUGCGCGCCUCGGCCCGCCGAGGACGCAGCCCCCGCGCCGCCCGCCGUGGGCCCCAGGAAGCGCGGCGCGGCGGGGGUGGGCGGCGGCCACGCGGGCUGCCCGGCGCCCGGCGCCACCCCGCAGAAGAAGCCGCGCCGGCACUCGGAGGAGCAGCCCGGCGGCGGCGGCGAAGAGGACGGCGGCGAGGAGGAGAUGGAGACGGGCAACGUGGCUAACCUCAUCAGCAUCUUCGGUUCCAGUUUCUCGGGACUCUUACGGAAAAGCCCCGGGGGCGGCCGGGAGGAGGAAGAGGCCGGGGAGGGCGGUCCGGAAACCGCCGAGCCGGGGCAGAUCUGCUGCGAUAAGCCGGUGCUGAGAGACAUGAACCCCUGGAGCACAGCCAUCGUGGCCUUCUGAGCCCCAGUUCCCGGGCGGCGGGGUGGAGGUUGAGCAGCGGGCGUCCCCGAAGUGAGGGCCGGGCCUCUCCCGGCGACGAGGACGCCCCGAGACGGCAGGCGCCGAGCGCGUCGGGGGAGACUGGUGGCUGCGGGGCAGCACCCCGACCCCGGCCUGGCAGCCCUGCUGUGUCGAGACUCGAGGCUCGUGCGGAGACCUGGAGUCGGAGGCUUAUCCUAGGAAGAGGACGAUCGAUCGUUAACCUUUUGUGUACGUGUGUGUCUGUAAGUUCGUCUUGUUGAAUUUAGACUUUUUUGUUGUUGUUGUUGUUGUCCGCCUGGAACGCACCACCCCUUCCCCGGGGCUUAAGACUUUGGGGACUGACAGGGACUUUCCUCCGCCCUCCGCCCGGAGAAGGAAGCGGCUGUCGGCGGGGGCGCGGGAGUUCCCCGGCUGAUCUCGGGGAGGGAGGGGACUUUACACACCUUUGUCGUGCGAGUUGAGCUGCCCCCGAGCCGGGAGGGGCCUCCUCCCCGGAUUGCCUGCCACUGGCGGGGAGCAGCCCGCAGCGGAGACUCAUUCCUUCUCUCCUCCCCACCAUCUUCGCACAGAAGAAACGUUCUGACCCUGUGAUUACUCUGGGGAAAGGGGAAUAUUAAGGGACCUUCAUUUCCUCACGGCGGGGGGGGGGGGGGGGGGGGGGGGGGAAGCUUGAUGAACUUCACCCAAGAGUUCAAGCUUGGAAAUACGGAGUUUAUAGAGAAAAGAUAUAUUUUUAAAAGCUCUAGCUCAGAACUACACAGUGCUUUUAAAAAAGUGUUUAAUGAAACAGAGUUUACAGACAAGCCCUAUGUGGAAAGACCUUAUGGGUUUGUAGAUAUGGUGACUCCAGUCUUUGUUGUAUAAAGGUUGGGGGAGCUGAUAAGGUUUUUGUACAGUAUUUUCUCCUUCCUUGUAUUGAUUUUUGUAUAAAAAUGUAACUUUACGUGUCUAACACGUAUUAAAUAUUUUGAAGCAAC